AGUUAGUACAGUCGCAGCCAGUUAAUUGCAAAACGCUUAUAAGAAAAAGUCUGCUAAUUGAAAAGAAUUGUGAAAACCCAAACCGUUUCCCAUUGGUACCAUUGUUUAUCGCGCCCCUUAUUUGAAAAGCCAAGGUCGGCUAAUUGAAAAGAAAAUUGUCAAGUUUCAAGACAUUUUCAACCAAAAAUAUCCCCCAAAAAUCGCCAAAAACGGCAGGAAUGCGCCGACAAUUUCCUGUACAAAGACAUCAAGCCGCCAAAGGGAACGAAGUUGUCUGUUAUGCGCUACAAAGGAGGGCGGUUUCUAUUGGAAUUUACGUUGAUAGCGCGGUCCGGCGGAGGGGCGCGCGUCGGCACGAGAUAAAAGAGACGCGCGUGCCGUCAAAGGCGGCGUUAUGCUUCCUUGUUCUUUUGUCAUGUUUCUUCAAAGAAUGUUUGAUUUCUUAGACAACUCAUUUUUUCUCAAUAAAAUCGCGUGUGUAUCUGUGUGCUGUCUCAUUACUGUUGAGUUCGUUUCGACUGCAACACGUUCGUUACCGACCAACAUGCCUAUCAACACGCCAGCGAAGAAGAGAGUGGACCUCACCAUAGCCGACAAGGUCAAGGUGAUCAAGCUUCUGGACAGUGUUCCAAAGCUGUCGCAGACGGAGGUGGGGAAGAGGUUCGGCUGCUCGACGGCGCAGGUAUGCAGGAUCAACAAGAACAGAGAGGAGAUCAUGCGACAGUGGGAGUGCAACAGCAACCCCAACAGGAAGAGAAAGAGAGAGGGCAAAAGCGGCGAGGUGGAAGAGGCCCUCAUGCGCUGGUUUGUUAAUGCCAGGGCCAAGAACGUUCCUCUCUCCGGUCCCAUACUCAUGGAGAAGGCCAGGCAGCUAGCGGAGUCCCUCGGAGACGAGAACUUCAAGCCUACCGACGGCUGGCUGGGGCGGUGGAAGCAGCGAAACGGCAUCGCCUUCAAGCGAGGGCAUGGUGAGAAGAAGGACGCGGACACUCAGUCUGCCGAGAACUGGGUUCGUGACGUCCUGCCGGGCAUCCUUCAGGAGUACGACGAAGACGACAUCUACAACUGCGAUGAAACCGGCCUACUGUACCGAGCACUGCCAAGUGGAACUCUGGCGCAGAAGACAGAGACUGUCUCUGGCAGCAAGAAGGCCAUGGACCGUAUCAGCGUCAUGUUUUGCUGUAACAUGACCGGUACCGACAAGCUCACACCCCUGGUCAUCGGACACAGCCGUAACCCCAGGUGCUUCAGGGGUCAGCGAGUCCCCCUGCCGUGGGAGUCGAACAAGAAGGCUUGGAUGACGGCCGCCAUCUUCAGAGAGUGGGUGCGGAAGAUUGACGUCGAGAUGGGAAGGCGCAGGAAGAAGAUCGUGCUUCUCCUGGACAACUGCACGGCCCACCCGCACGACAUCCCACUAGAGAACAUCCGCCUUGUGUUCCUGCCGGCCAACACAACGUCUCUCAUCCAACCACUGGACCAGGGCAUCAUUCGUAACUUCAAGGGCCUGUACAGAGCUCAGAUGCUACGACGAGUCAUCAGUGCCGUGGACAACGAUGAAAUCGACAACGCACAGAAGUUUGCCAAGACGACGACCGUCUUGGACGCCCUCUUCAUGGUGAGAGAGGCCUGGAAGGGGGUGAAAGACGUCACGGUCCGUAACUGCUUCGGCAAAGUCAGUAUUGAUGAACUGCAUUUUGUGAACUGCAUGUGA
This is a messenger RNA of Branchiostoma belcheri (Belcher's lancelet), 1711 nucleotides long. Its product is annotated as tigger transposable element-derived protein 6-like. Gene Ontology annotation, molecular function: DNA binding. Bases 395 to 1711 code for a protein of 438 amino acids. Lineage: Eukaryota; Metazoa; Chordata; Leptocardii; Amphioxiformes; Branchiostomatidae. Gene Ontology annotation, cellular component: nucleus. The record is from RefSeq and is a predicted model, not a curated record. The transcript has a single exon.